Wasmannia auropunctata (little fire ant) is the source of this 485-nucleotide messenger RNA. Its product is annotated as cytochrome P450 4C1-like. Gene Ontology annotation, molecular function: heme binding; iron ion binding; monooxygenase activity. NCBI's taxonomy places the organism in Eukaryota, Metazoa, Arthropoda, Insecta, Hymenoptera, Formicidae. The transcript has 3 exons. Bases 117 to 485 code for a protein of 122 amino acids. The record is from RefSeq and is a predicted model, not a curated record.
ACAGUUUUAUUUUAUUUCAAUCAAUAUUAUAUAAUUAAAAUAAAGGAUUUAGACUGUUAAUCAUAUCGACAUGUUUAUUUGUACACUCCAUCAUAGCACGAAAAAAACGGCUUGCAAUGUUGGAUCAUUUAAUAGCGGUAUCUCGUGAAGGUUUAAUAACUGAUUCUGAUAUUAGAGAAGAAGUCGACACUUUUAUGUUUGAGGGUCAUGAUACUGUGGCGACGGCUCUAUGUUUUAUUUUGGCAUUAUUAGCUGAACAUAAAGACAUUCAGGAUCGUGUCAGAAACGAAAUCGAUACUGCUAUAAAAGAGAAUAGGGAGAAAUUGACUAUGAAAUUAUUGCAACAGCUACCAUAUUUAGAGAGAUGUAUAAAAGAAGGAUUGCGCUUAUAUCCCAGUGUUUAUUUUAUAUCGCGCUUUACUGCAGAAGAUGUAAAAUUACGUACGUAUCAAAUUAAAUUUUUUCUUAUUUUUAAAAUUAUUUAA